AUUUGUCUGAACACCAUGGUUGAUAACAGGCUGGUUAUGGUAUCUAAUUGUGGGGAUCUGUUUCAUCUUUUCAGCCUUAAAUUCUUUCUGAUAUAGGUAUCUCUGUAUGAAUGGGUCAUACAGGUAAACAUUAUUUGGGAAGCUGUAUCUGUAAUAAUUGUUUUACAUUCUAUAUCUGUUACUCUGUUAGCUUCCAACAUGUCAGACAAUAUGUGUUGUAAAAUCUGUAUUACAGAAAUGGCCUUCAAAUUUUCCUACAAAUCCUGAAGCUAUGAGUAUACCAUUUUAAAAAUGGUUAACAUUUUUAAAUAGUAAUUUGACACUUGCUUUUUUUUUCAUUCACAGCAUAUAGCACUUUCUAUAUUGUUGGGUUAAUAUUAUCCAUGCAGAUACCUUUUGUUGGAUUUCAGCCAAUUAGGACAAGUGAGCACAUGGCAGCUGCAGGUGUGUUUGCUCUUUUGCAAGCCUAUGCUUUCCUGCAGUAUUUGAGAGACAAACUAACAAAGCAAGAAUUUCAGGCGUUAUUCUUCUUAGGUAUAUCAUUGGCUGCUGCAAUUGUAUUCCUGAGCGUUAUCUAUUUAACAUACUCAGGUUACAUUGCACCAUGGAGUGGCAGAUUCUAUUCAUUAUGGGAUACUGGGUAUGCAAAAAUUCACAUCCCGAUCAUUGCCUCAGUGUCUGAGCAUCAGCCUACAACUUGGGUUUCCUUCUUUUUUGAUCUACAUAUUCUCGUCUGUACUUUCCCAGCAGGCCUGUGGUUCUGCAUCAGAAAUAUCAAUGAUGAAAGAGUCUUUGUGGCUUUGUAUGCAAUCAGUGCUGUUUAUUUUGCUGGAGUGAUGGUUCGCCUGAUGUUAACUUUGACUCCAGUGGUUUGUAUGCUGUCAGCUAUUGCUUUCUCCAGUGUUUUUGAACACUAUUUGGGUGAUGAUAUGAAGAGAGAAAAUCCUCCAAUAGAAGACAGCAGUGAUGAAGAUGAUAAAAGAAAUCCAGGAAAUCUUUAUGAUAAGGCAGGUAAAGUGAGGAAACACAUAUCUGAGCAGGAAAAAACUGAAGAUGGUCUUGGGCCCAAUAUAAAGAGCAUUGUCACAAUGUUGAUGCUAAUGCUGUUGAUGAUGUUUGCUGUUCACUGUACAUGGGUAACCAGCAAUGCCUAUUCUAGUCCAAGUGUUGUCCUGGCUUCUUACAAUCAUGAUGGUACUCGGAACAUUUUGGAUGACUUUAGAGAAGCAUACUAUUGGCUAAGGCAAAAUACAGAUGAACAUGCCAGAGUAAUGUCUUGGUGGGAUUAUGGCUAUCAAAUAGCUGGAAUGGCAAAUCGAACGACUCUAGUUGACAAUAACACUUGGAAUAACAGCCACAUUGCUCUGGUAGGCAAAGCUAUGUCCUCAAAUGAGACAGCAGCAUACGAGAUCAUGAAAAGCCUGGAUGUGGAUUAUGUAUUAAUAAUUUUUGGAGGUGUAAUUGGCUAUUCUGGUGAUGAUAUUAACAAAUUUUUAUGGAUGGUAAGGAUAGCAGAAGGAGAACAUCCUAAAGAUAUUAGGGAAAGUGACUACUUUACUCCACAAGGAGAGUUUAGAGUUGAUAAAGUAGGAUCUCCAAUCUUGCUGAACUGUCUUAUGUAUAAAAUGUCAUACUACAGAUUUGGAGAAAUGCAGGUUAGUCUCAUGUAUUCAGGUGCAGCCUUAAUAGUAAUGCUUCUUCACAUUCUAUGUGUAUCCCUGAUAAUACAUUCCACAACUAUUGUGCUUGCUUAAAAUUAUUAUUAGGCCUUUCUAUAAUUGAUAAAAAUGAAGAGCUAUCUUAAGUAGUCCUAAAAAGGGAAAGAAAUAAAUCUCUUCCUUGUAAUGAAGGAUAAGCAUGCAAGCCCACAGAAUAUUUUCUGUAUCAAUCCUUUUACCAACUGUA
Molecule: messenger RNA, 1905 nt
Organism: Protobothrops mucrosquamatus (brown spotted pit viper)
Lineage: Eukaryota; Metazoa; Chordata; Lepidosauria; Squamata; Viperidae
Product: dolichyl-diphosphooligosaccharide--protein glycosyltransferase subunit STT3B-like
Exons: 9
Coding region: 384-1754 (456 amino acids)
Biological process (GO): post-translational protein modification
Cellular component (GO): membrane
Molecular function (GO): dolichyl-diphosphooligosaccharide-protein glycotransferase activity
Source: RefSeq, a predicted model, not a curated record